AUGAAGAAGAAGUUAGGGAAGGAGAAAAUGUUAAAGAAAGAGAAAAAGUUAAGGAAUGAGUCGAAGUUAAGGGUGAAGAAGAAAUUAUCGAAGGAGAAGAAGUUAAGGAUGGAUGAGAAAAAUCAACUUUUAAAAAUUGUGAGGAAGGUGGCGACUUCCGUCGAUCGCUGUGGAAACGAUUAUUGUGAUGCGAUUCGAUUGCAUGGAUUGCGCUGGCGAACACGGGGAUGGCAGCACUGCCAUUGUUAUGAUGGUUUAUUGGACUCAAACAAGUCAACUAAGAGCAAACAUAAACCCACUGGCGUGUUCUUGCUUAGCUUCCCAGCCAAGAAGCAACUUCUUGAGCUUUAG
Sphenostylis stenocarpa is the source of this 351-nucleotide messenger RNA. Lineage: Eukaryota; Viridiplantae; Streptophyta; Magnoliopsida; Fabales; Fabaceae. The record is from the annotation of a GenBank genome assembly.